CGUAGUCACCUUUGCCAGCUCGCCGGUUGGAUAGUCCUUCUGGCCCCGCCGAAAAGGCGGGGAGAGCGGUCCCCAUUGAGGGGCCAUGGCCGUAGCCUUCUCGUCCUCUGCCACCGCUAGCCCCGCCGAGUCGCCGGCUUCUGCGCGAGGGACUCCCACCGCCUCCGCAGGCUGAGGAGCCGUCCGCCGUCACCGAGCUGUGAGGGCUACUAUGGUCCCCUUUGGCCGCUGUCUCUCCCUGCCGGCGGGAGGGACCCCUCCGGCUGCCCUGUCCUGCCUCAGUGUCAAACCAGAGCAGAAGUAAAACUCAACAAAAAAUUAUUAUGUGUGGAGCUCCUUCUUAAAAGAAGAAAAAACGUGAUUACUGGAACUAUGGAUCGGAGCAAACGGAAUUCAAUUGCAGGAUUUCCUCCACGUGUGGAGCGCCUUGAAGAUUUUGAAGGAGGUGGUGGUGGAGGGGAUGGAAAUGUGACCCAGGUGGGAAGAGUUGGAACAUCCUCAUAUCGAGCUCUUAUAAGUGCCUUUUCCAGACUGACACGUUUGGAUGACUUCACCUGUGAGAAAAUAGGGUCUGGCUUCUUCUCUGAAGUGUUCAAGGUACGCCACCGAGUUUCUGGUCAGGUGAUGGCACUUAAGAUGAACACCUUGAGCAGUAACCGGGCAAACAUGCUGAAGGAAGUACAGCUCAUGAAUAGACUCUCCCAUCCCAACAUCCUUAGGUAAUGGCUUUUUCCUCCUCCCAGGAACCAGGGAGA
Messenger RNA from Echinops telfairi (small Madagascar hedgehog), 755 nucleotides. Its product is annotated as dual specificity testis-specific protein kinase 2-like. Gene Ontology annotation, molecular function: protein serine/threonine kinase activity; ATP binding. The transcript is spliced from 3 exons. Gene Ontology annotation, cellular component: nucleus; cytoplasm. The record is from RefSeq and is a predicted model, not a curated record. Gene Ontology annotation, biological process: protein phosphorylation; actin cytoskeleton organization. Lineage: Eukaryota; Metazoa; Chordata; Mammalia; Afrosoricida; Tenrecidae. Bases 373 to 723 code for a protein of 116 amino acids.